Molecule: messenger RNA, 1342 nt
Organism: Lotus japonicus
Lineage: Eukaryota; Viridiplantae; Streptophyta; Magnoliopsida; Fabales; Fabaceae
Product: short-chain dehydrogenase reductase 2a
Exons: 2
Coding region: 156-1109 (317 amino acids)
Molecular function (GO): oxidoreductase activity, acting on the CH-OH group of donors, NAD or NADP as acceptor
Source: RefSeq, a predicted model, not a curated record
CCCCGGAGUCAAUUGGACUCAAAAUCCUCUCCUAUAAGUAGCCGUAUUUGACAUUUUAGCAGCACUUGUUCUCUUCUUCUUCCUUCGUUUCUCUCCCUUUUCCUCUCACCGUUGCUUCGCUCUCACCACCGAGAGACACAACACAACACACAGCCAUGACCAUGGUAACCGCCGAAGUAGAGAAACCCCUUCAAGUACUUCCCAUUCUCUCAAGAGACACCACUUUCACAUCUCUAUCAAGAAGGUUGGAAGGUAAAGUCGCCAUUGUAACUGGCGGGGCCAGAGGAAUAGGUGAAGCAACGGUGAGAGUUUUCGUGAAGCAUGGCGCAAAGGUAGUAAUCGCCGAUGUCGAGGACACACUCGGAACCAUGCUUGCAGAGACAUUAGCUCCUUCAGCUACUUACGUCCACUGCGAUGUAAGCAUUGAAGAAGACAUUGAAAAUCUGGUGAGUUCGACAAUCUCUCGCUAUGGACAGUUAGACAUCAUGUUCAACAAUGCCGGUGUUCUCGGGAACCAGUCCAAGAACAAGAGCAUUGUGAAUUUCGACCCUGAAGAGUUUGAUAAAGUGAUGCGCGUGAACGUGAAGGGAACGGCGCUUGGAAUGAAGCACGCGGCGAGGGUGAUGAUUCCGAGGGGUGUUGGGUGUAUAAUCUCCACCGCGAGUGUGGCUGGGCUUAUGGGUGGGCUUGGGCCGCACGCUUACACGGCCUCGAAGCAUGCCAUUGUUGGGCUCACGAAGAACGUGUCUUGUGAGUUGGGUAGGUAUGGGAUUAGGGUGAAUUGCAUUUCUCCAUUUGGGGUCGCCACGUCGAUGCUUGUCAACGCGUGGCGAACGAGCGGUGGUGGUGGUGGUGACGACGAUAAAUGUGGCGAUGACGAUGAUGAUAGCUUCAAUUUUGGGAAUUUUGGGUUGCCACUUCAAGAGGAAGUGGAGAAAAUGGAGGAGUUUGUGAGGGGGUUGGCAAACUUGAAAGGAACAACUUUAAAGGCUAAACAUGUUGCUGAGGCCGCUCUUUAUCUUGCUAGUGAUGAAUCCAAGUAUGUUAGCGGUCAUAAUCUUGUUGUGGAUGGUGGAGUCACCUCUUCAAUAAAUUGUGUUGGCUUGUAAUUUUAAUGUUAGUUUUGUUUUAAUCUUCUUCUUGUUGUUGUAUUUCUAACUAACUAGUGCUCGUAGGGUCCUAGGUUAAGAAACAUUGAUCAAUUAAGAUCAUGUAAUCUCUUAUUUGUCUUUAGGUUAGUGGUGGAAUUAGUGGUGAACAAAUAUUUUUCCUUGUAAUAUAGUUUCUCAAUCAUUCUUGCAGUUCUAUUCUUUUAUAAAACAAUCUCAAUUUUAAUUUCAAA